GCUUUGUAUUAAUUUGUGGCACUGCGCCAACACUUCUCUAUGGUGCCAAUUACCAACAUUAUAAAUUUAGGCUAGAUAGGUAGUACAAGUUAGUUGUAAUCGAUUUUUCUUCCUUCCAUUUACUGACAUAUAAACAAUAAUCUAACCUCUGCAUUUUAACUUGCAACGUGAAAAAGUUACAUUUAAUAAUAAAAAAUUAAAGGUUUAGUUAAUAUGGAUGGAAUAUCCACAUAUAAUAAUUUUUUAAGCGUACAUUUACCUCAAUUAAUGCUAUCCAAUGUCCCUGAACAUUUUUGGCCAACUUUGUGUAAAAAGAUUAAUGAUCAUAUCUUUGAUUCUGGUUUGACUUUCCAAUUGUUAGAAAUAGAUUAUGAAGAUUCUGAGAUAAUGCCUUACGACCCUUUAUGGAGUGUUGUGCCUAUACGGGAUAUUAAACGUUCAGACCCGAAUCAUAUAUAUUUAAUAGACCAUGCUUGGACUUUCAAAGCAAACAGCAUUAAAAGAAAUCUCAAGAAUAUACCAGGUCUUUUAGACAGGAUGUGCUUUCUAAUGAAAGUGACUGGUGAGAGUACUGAAGAAAAAAUCGAGAAGAUAUCUCAUAGACUUUGGAGGUAUGCCCAUACUUAUGCUGUUGGAGGCACUGAAUUUUCUCCUGAGGAAAGAGUGCCGGUGUGGUAUGUAUUAGAUGAAUUGGGUUCAGGGAUAACUCAUUCUGAUAACCCAAAUUUUAGAGCUGUGCCUUUUAUACAUGUGCCUACACAAUUAACAUAUACAUUACUCUUUCCCAUUGAAGAUGUGGAGGAAGGUGAUAUAAUCACAAGAAAUUAUGUUGAGGGAAACUAUCCUGAUCCCCUCCAAAGGGAAGCAAUGUUAAUACCUUGGAAAUAUUAUGAACAUUUUGAUAUAGAGUUUACUCAGCAAGAACCUGACUCAAAUUAUUUCUUAGAAGGUCACAUAACUGAAGAUCUACCUGAUUUGGAAUUGCUGAUCAAUAGAACAAAUAUUUCCAAUAAACUAAAGGUGUUCUCUCAGUACAGAUUUAUAAAUGAGCAUUUAACUUCACCAGAUUUUGAAAUAGUUCAUAAUGAAAAUGAAGCUGACAUUAUAUGGUAUACAGAGCAUUAUAAAGCUUUCAAAGAUCUUAGUGUAAAAUCUCCAAAUAAGUACAUAAAUCAAUUUCCUUUUGAAUAUGUCAUUACUAUAAAAGACUUAUUAGCAAUUGUGGCUAGAAGGUGUGCUAACACAAAUGUGAAUUCUUGUGAUUUACUUGUAACACAUCCUGCUUGGCUACCAACAACAUUCAACUUAAAGACUGAACUUCCUAAAUUUGUAGCAUAUUAUACACAAAGAAAAAGGGCCGGUUUGGAUAAUCAUUGGAUCUGUAAGCCUUAUAAUCUUGCUCGAGGUUUAGAUACUUAUAUCACAGAUGAUUUACAAUUUAUGUGUCGUUUGCCUCUAAGUGGACCUAAAAUUGCUCAAAAAUAUAUAGAGGACCCUGUACUUUUUGAUAGACCAGAUAUUGGUAUGGUGAAGUUUGAUAUUCGAUAUGUAAUAUUAUUGAAGUCUGUCAAUCCUACUGAAGUUUAUAUUUAUAAUAACUUCUUCCUUAGAUUUUCCAAUAAACCCUUUGCAUUAAAUAAUCUAGAAGAUUAUGAACAACAUUUCACUGUGAUGAAUUAUACAGAAGGAACACCAUUGCAUAGGAUGCUUUGUGCAGAAUUUAAGGAGGUAUGGGCCAGGCAGUAUGCAAAUUAUAACUGGUCUGGUGUUGAAAAAUCUAUUACUGAAAUGUUUUCAGAUUUAUUUAUAGCAGCCACUACUAAGGAGCCUCCUUGUGGUAUUGCUAAGAGUCCCCAAUCUAGAGCCUUGUAUGCAGCAGAUUUAAUGCUGAGUUGGCAGAAAAAAGGUGCUGAGACUGUUAUACAACCAAAAUUGCUAGAAAUUAAUUGGAUGCCUGAUUGUCAUCGUGCUUGUGAAUAUUAUCCUAAUUUUUAUAAUGAUAUUUUUUCUGUGAUGUUUUUAGAUAAAAAUAUUGAAUCAUGCACAAAGAUUCUAUAAUAUGAAAAUGCAGCAGUCAUUUAUAUGCUUUAAUAUUUUAAUGUCACAAAUAACCUGUUUGAGAUUGUUAAUGUAUAUUGUAUAAUGUAUUAAAUGAUGCAAGGGAAAUGUUCAUUUUAAAUUUCCAAGACAUUUUAAAUUAUUAUAUUAAUUUAUGGUACAUGUAAUAGCUUUAUAUUAUCACUUUACAAAUUGCUUGAUUUUAUAAAUACACAUAUAUUGAGAAUAUUA
Galleria mellonella (greater wax moth) is the source of this 2289-nucleotide messenger RNA. RefSeq names its product tubulin--tyrosine ligase-like protein 12 (gene TTLL12). Gene Ontology annotation, biological process: protein modification process. NCBI's taxonomy places the organism in Eukaryota, Metazoa, Arthropoda, Insecta, Lepidoptera, Pyralidae. The record is from RefSeq and is a predicted model, not a curated record. The transcript has a single exon. The coding region runs from base 214 to 2058 and encodes 614 amino acids.